AUGCAGUGUGAUGACGAUUCUGAAUUUCUUAUUAAUAAUUCAAAAAACAAAAAGAACCCGGGAAUCUUCUCAUUCCUGUUACAACACGGAAUGAAAGAUUUAUUUCUAACGUAUUUCCUUCCUGAUUUUUUCUCACCUCAAGAAAUUAUUCAAAUUUUCUGUUCUCAUCAUGCAUCGAAUCGAGCCUUGCGCAAAGAAAUUCUCACUUGUGAAUCAUUAUGGGAUUUGCAAUUUAAAUACUUGUUUCCCACAUUGUAUGAAAUGAAAAAUCAAAUAUUGAACUCGCAAUGGUGGACUUCUCAACGGGAAGAACAAUUAAAUCAAUUAGUGGACGAAUCACGAGAUGUAUUUAUUUUUUCAUCGGAUGGUCAGUCGUUAAUACCGCUCGAUCAACAUGAAGAGUACACCAAAGAAAUGAUUCGAAUUAGUUGUAGAAAUGAAGUCAUGAGUCUAGUAUUUGGAAUGAUGAUCGAUCAUGCGUUUUAUGAAACAAAUUUCUAUGAAAAUGAUAAUAUAACAAGUACUCACUAUGCCAAGAAUUUUGUUCUUCUUCGGUUUUUUUACUUGAUGAUCAAAAGUAAUCGAUUAUUGGACACUACUACAAGAUAUGAAGGAUUAUCCAUUCAUAAAAUUAUGCAGAAUAAUUUCAUGAAACAACAACAGCAGCAGCGUAUACCACCUCGAUUUCACAUGAUGGACUAUUUCAAAAUCUAUGAGUCAUUACUGGUGGACAUGAUAUUUAAAUCGAAUAUGCCUCUUGCUGCAUAUUCUCUUCUGAAAUUCGGAUGGAGCGAUGCAUGUGACGAUGAAAAGAUACCAAGUGAUGAAACAACAUACUAUCUUCCGUAUAUUGAUUUUUCGUAUGGUGACAGGAGAAGCUAUUACAAUAGAUUCUUUCAGAUUCAUCCCUUUGUGAAAUUAAAUGAAUGA
Naegleria lovaniensis is the source of this 930-nucleotide messenger RNA. RefSeq lists its product as uncharacterized. The coding region runs from base 1 to 930 and encodes 309 amino acids. The transcript has a single exon. The record is from RefSeq and is a predicted model, not a curated record. NCBI's taxonomy places the organism in Eukaryota, Heterolobosea, Eutetramitea, Acrasida, Naegleriidae.